Molecule: messenger RNA, 1728 nt
Organism: Fulvia fulva
Lineage: Eukaryota; Fungi; Ascomycota; Dothideomycetes; Mycosphaerellales; Mycosphaerellaceae
Product: Carboxypeptidase S1 B
Exons: 3
Coding region: 1-1728 (575 amino acids)
Biological process (GO): proteolysis
Cellular component (GO): fungal-type vacuole
Molecular function (GO): serine-type carboxypeptidase activity
Source: RefSeq, a predicted model, not a curated record
AUGCUGCUGUCCGUCCACUCGGUACUUCUACUCGGCACAAUCGCGAGCGCACAGUUUCCGAAGAAACCAGAUGGCCUUACUUUACUUCGAUCUCGUUUCAACGACAGCGUAACAAUCAGCUACAAAGAAACACACAUCUGCGAAACGACACCAGGCGUGCGGUCCUUCGCUGGCUAUGUAUCCCUACCUCCUAACACGACCACCGAAUUGGGCAUCAACCAAUCUUUUCCCAUCAACACUUUCUUUUGGUACUUUGAGGCCCGCAACGAUCCCCAGAAUGCACCGCUAUCUUUGUGGUUCUCCGGCGGUCCAGGCAGCUCAUCGUUUACAGCUAUCUUGUCCGAGAACGGACCAUGUUGGGUGAACGCAGACUCCAAGACGACGAGGUUGAAUGAAUGGAGCUGGAACACCGAUGUGAAUAUGCUGUACAUCGACCAGCCCGUUCAGCCUGGCUUGAGUUUUGAUGGACUGCACAACAUCACGUAUGAUUUGCUAUAUGACGAGACUACUCUCUUGAACGACACAUCGCCGAUCCCAGCGCAAAAUGCAACAUUCGUGGUGGGCACUGGGCCGAGUGGGAAUGAGAAUAAGACAGCCAUUGGAAGUGUUGCUGCAGCUGUGCACGUUUGGCACUUUCUACAAGUCUGGACCCGGGAGUUUCCAGAGUACAAGACGAGCGACAGUCGCAUCAGCCUGGCGGCAGAAUCAUACGGCGGUAAACACGGACCAGAGUUCUUUUACUUCGUCCAAAAGCAGAAUGAGAAGAUCGCAGCAACCACGUGCAGCACGAUAUGUCCGCUGCAGAUCCUCAAUCUCGACACUCUGCUCAUCGUCAAUGGAUGCGUUGGCGAUGUGCAAUUGCCGUCGUUUCCGCAAUUUGCAUACAACAAUACUUACGGCAUCCAGGCAGUCAACAAGACUACGUACGACAACAUGACAUUCAGCUACACGAGGAAGGAUGGCUGCAAAGAUCAGGUGGAACAGUGCCAAAUGCUCUCUAUCCAGUAUGACCCGGACUUAGUGGGCAUCAACGACACCGUCAACGACAUCUGCCACGACGCUUACAUCUUUUGCGAACAAUACGUAAAAGCUCCUUAUCAUGACUCUGGACGCAAUUGGUACGACGUGACUGCGUUAGAUCCAGUCUCGAUGACCCCGCCGUUUUUCCGGGGGUACAUGCAGAAUCCAUUCAGCGGUCACGCCGACCAGGUUGCCUAUGCGUUCAGUGCCAUGGGCGACGCUUAUCGGCCUGGUCAUCUCGACAAGCUGGCCUACCUCUUGGAUCACGGCAUCAAAGUUCAAUUCAUGUAUGGAGACAGGGACUACAUUUGUAACUGGAUUGGGAACUUCUCGUUCGCCCGCGUGUAUCAGGCGGGCCAUGCUGUACCCUUUUCGCAGCCAGAAACUGCAUACCGGAUCUUCUCUCGCGCCCUCCGAGGUCAAGUCAUAGCUACUGGCAAAAGCUCGGCCAGCGUCGAUGGAGAACCAUAUGCAAGCAAAGGCCCGAGCAGCACCUGGCAGUUCAAGAAUGAUCCUCCAGCGCAGCAUAUCCAGGCCGUCUGCUACACAUGGUACGCACCAAAGACUUGCACAGAUGAGCAACUGUACAGUCUCGGUAAUGGUACUGUGCUGGUUCAAGACUAUAUUCUGGUUGACAAGAAUGCGACGCAGCUGUAUCCAGACAUUGUCGGAGGUGGCGAUAUAAGAGAAACCGGCUUCAUGCGAUAG